Seriola aureovittata is the source of this 5542-nucleotide messenger RNA. RefSeq names its product solute carrier family 29 member 4a (gene slc29a4a). Gene Ontology annotation, biological process: nucleoside transmembrane transport. Gene Ontology annotation, cellular component: plasma membrane. The transcript has 11 exons. Lineage: Eukaryota; Metazoa; Chordata; Actinopteri; Carangiformes; Carangidae. Gene Ontology annotation, molecular function: nucleoside transmembrane transporter activity; monoamine transmembrane transporter activity. The record is from RefSeq and is a predicted model, not a curated record. The coding region runs from base 325 to 1974 and encodes 549 amino acids.
UCCGCUGCCGGAUGGUGCGUUUAGGAGCGCACGCAGGACGGCACCGGGGCUUCCCUUCUGUCUGCUGGAGACGGGCUGAGGAGGGACCAGGUCCGACCGGCAGAGACCACCUCGCGGAUCCCGGGGGGGAAGGUCUCCGCGAGCGCGACAGAGGAGGAGACACGCGGGGGAGAUCCUCCAUCAUCUGAAGGUCUCCCUCCUCUCUUCCAGGGCGUGUCACUGGGAUUGUGUUUACCAUGCACACUCCCCACAGUGCGUAGCUCGUACAACCGAGAGGAGUGUUAAGUGUGUGUGUGUGUGUGUGUGCGUACUUGAAGUGAAGACAUGGGGUCAGUGGGAGCAGAGCGCCGAAGGCCCACGCCAGUCCAGACGCCUGAAGAGAGGGAUGUGUGGCGGGAUGGAAGCAGAGCUGGAUGGAGGGAUGUGGGGAGGGAGGGCUGGAGAGAGGGAAGAGAGAGCAGCGUGGUGCAGAGCUACAGCUUCGACUCGUACCAGCUGGAGGAGGAGGAGAUCAAUAAAGACGCCCCUGAGCGAGGAGUGCUGGCUCUGUCCGAACCUGACUUUGAGGAGCCGAUCCCUGACGACCGUUACCAUGGCAUCUACUUUGCCAUGCUAUUGGCUGGAGUGGGUUUCCUGCUUCCCUACAACAGUUUCAUAACAGAUGUGGACUACCUGCACCACAAGUUUGAAGGCACGUCCAUCGUGUUCGACAUGAGUCUGACGUACAUCCUGGUGGCUCUGUUGGCCGUCAUCCUCAACAAUGUGCUGGUGGAGAGGCUCAGCUUGCACACCAGAAUUACUGUGGGUUACAUCUUAGCUCUGGGGCCGCUGGUCUUCGUCAGCGUGUUUGAUGUCUGGCUGGCAAAGUUCACCACCAGGCAGGCGUACAUCGUCAACCUGGUGUCAGUGGGAGUGGUAGCCUUUGGGUGUACAGUGCAGCAGUCCAGUUUCUAUGGUUACAUGGGGAUGCUGCCCAAGAGGUACACACAGGGCGUGAUGACUGGAGAGAGUACGGCCGGGGUGAUCAUCUCCCUGUCCCGCAUCUUCACCAAGCUGCUGAUCACUGACGAGAGGAGGAACACGCUCAUCUUCUUCCUCAUCUCCAUCAGCAUGGAGAUGCUCUGCUUCCUGCUUCACCUGAUGGUGCGGCGCUCCCGAUUCGUCCGCUACUACACCAACCACGCCCAGGGCAAAGGCCCGGGCAAAGGUCAUGACCCACGUGACAACGGGACUGGAUACAGGGUUCACCAUGACGUCACUGCAGAGGAAGUAAGAUUUGGAAACGGUGGGCCGGGACCGUCUGCUCCAGAAGAAGGCGUUGAGGAAUUUGUGGGUGGUACCUAUGUGCGAUUUGAUGCCCCAAAAGCCAAGAUAAGGAGGAGCUGGCCCGGUGUCCGAGACAUGAUCCUGCAUCGUUACGUGGUGUCCCGUGUGAUCUGGGCCUACAUGCUGUCUAUAGCCGUGACCUACAGCAUCACUCUGUGUCUGUUCCCUGGACUGGAGUCAGAGAUACGAAACCCCACCUUGGGGGAGUGGCUCCCCAUCCUCAUCAUGGCCACCUUCAACAUGUCGGACUUUGUUGGCAAGAUCCUGGCAGCGCUGCCGUACGACUGGUCUGGAGGCCGUCUGCUCUUCUUCUCCUGCCUCAGGGUGAUCUUCAUCCCUCUGUUCGUCAUGUGCGUUUACCCGGCCAGCUCACCCACCCUGUCCCACCCUGCCUGGCCCUGUCUCUUCUCCCUCCUCAUGGGAGUCACCAACGGAUAUUUCGGGUCCGUGCCGAUGAUCCAGGCUGCCGGCAAAGUGCCGCCCGAGCAGAGGGAGCUGGCAGGGAACACCAUGACGGUCUCCUAUAUGACGGGCCUGAUGGUGGGCUCCGCUGUGGCGUACGCAGCUUACAGCUUCACCGCUCCAGGGACGGGAACACGCUUCUCUGCGCUCAACACACACGCGCCUGCCAACGCUACAGGGUACUGAAUGUCUACACACAAUCGAAACACGCUCUCAGAGACACGGACGUAUUAACACACAUACAUGUACACACACCUGCAGCCAUUAACACACAUAAGAUCUUGGAAGGAGAAGCGGGUACAGACUGACGGACCUCCGACUGAGAAGCAAAAGAGACAAAAAGUGACAUUUGGCAUUGGAGGAAAUGAUCAACAGUGAAAACGUAGCAGGUUUCUCCACCCACUCAUUCUCCAGCCCGGUGAUCCAGUGACCUCCACCUGUGCCGCUGUGAUGAACUUUCCCCCGGAGGUGGAGAACAGGAGCUGUGCACCUGUCAGCCCUUUGAGCGUCUCACAGCGUAAUUAUUGUCUGCAUGUGUGUGUGAACGGAUCGGCUGACAUUUGUACAGCUAUACAGUCAAGUGAUGUGUCGCAGCAGGGAAUUAACGGUUCAUAAUUUUCCAUGAGACCUCUUGUCUCGGGUCACAUGUGUUAUGUUUCAUGAUUUCUCUGAACUGUCGCUGUUUGAAAUAGAAAUAUGAUGUUAGCGUGGAUUUUUCUGGACAGGUUGUUUCCUCAUUAUAAUCUCUUCCGAUGAAAAUAGGACUGCAGCUCACGGUGAUGUGAUUUGGGUAAUGUGAUCAAAAUCCUCUGACUUUAAGGGAGUUUUUUUUAGCUUCAGUAAAAUUUUUCUGAGUAAUAAUGGGAUAUGAAAGGGAUUUAAAUAAGUUUUUGUUGACUGAACAAAUACACCCACUAUAUACAAAUGUAUGUAGACGUCCCUGAAUUCAAGUUGAGUCAUGGGAAAAUUUUGUUGAACUUUACAGGAAGAGAAAAAAGGGAAUUUGAUAUAAAACAUAUUAAGCAUGUAACGACAGAUAACUGAACCGUUACCACAGCGACACAGAGCUUAACCUUGUAAAAAAAAAAAAAAAGUAUCUUUAAUUUUACUGUGUCUUUAAAGGAGCUAAUUGUAAGUUUUGCUAUUGCUACAUAGCUAGCGUUAGCAUUACCAGCUGUUUACCUACCAGUCUAGAAGAAAUGUUGUGAGUUCAAACUUUAUUCCUGUACUCAGAAGUGGAAAGUAACGUCAAUGUUAACUCUUGUCUCUAUCACGUCUGUUCUUCUACUGACGUUAGCAUGCUAACCAGCUAGCCUCGGCCUGUCUCGUCGCUUUCCAGUAGCGACUCACUGUAGCUUCGAAUCUGUCCUGAAGACUUAGUGCUGCUCAGAGGAUUUAUAACCUCUUUUGCUAUAAAGACAACAAUGGCCGAAGCUCUCGUCAAGCGACACACACCACCACUUACAAAACUUACAAAUAGCCCCUUUAAGAAAGUUACAGACAUUUUCGGACUUUAUUUUCCCCUUCCAGUCCAUGUGUUUUGUCUCUGUUCAGCUUGUUUGUCUAAUCUGAACUGAAAAAGCUUCUGUCGUACUUAUUUUCAUUUUUAUUUUUAUUAACCGUAUAUAGUAUAUACUUUAUAUCUAAAAAAAAAAAAAAAAAGUCUGUUAAGAAUAACGUUAAACCCUUUUUGUAGUUGUUAUGAUUAUUUGCAUUGUCACUGGCAGCUGCUCGUGCCUGUUACGCUAAAAGGAGAAAAGAGUGAGCAGAUUUCAGAGAACAAAGUGUUGGUAUGAGUUUUCGUAAAUGGUCUGUGUCCCCUCUUUGUCCCUCUGAACUGUGUCUGUGUUUAACGUCCAUGUAAUGAUGUGGGAUACUAUGGGGGAAAAAAACAGUUAGUGCCAAACAGUCCGCCUGUUUCUGAUCAGAGUUAGUAGCUGAGAAACGAUUGAAUGUAAAGUUGUAAAUAUACAGAAUAAAAUGCACUCAAGGCAGUGAAGAGCUUUUAUUUUAUCCAUGUGAAAGCCUCUAGGAAAUAUCAGAUUCGUAUUUUUUGUAGCUUUGUUUAGCGGAAGAGAUCCAGAAAGCACCUAUUUCCUCCCCAGCUUUUUAGUUCCUCCACGUUUCCGGUUGGAUUUGAUUAAUUUUUCAGCGAUAAGAGGAUCAGCAGAGUUCAGCGUUUAUACAUUAUGGAGAAAACAGGCCUCAGUGUAGAAAGUGCACUACAUUAUGUAGGUGACGGCUUGAAUGGAGCCCACUGUCGGCGCCGCUUGAAGAAUGGUAGGGCGCCAUUUGGGAGAUAACCUCAUUACUGUAUGUAUGUCCCGCUGUGCUGAUGGUGCCUUUCUGCCCGGGGCCUCUCCGCUCUCAGUGAGCUGCUGGGUUUGAUGGUGUUUUUAGUUAUUUUUGGUCAGACGUGUCAUUAAAGGACACGGGAAGUCUCUUUACGCCUGUUUCUCUCUUUCUGUGGUGGAAACUACAGGGACAUUUUGAGAGAAGGGAGAUCCCACUUUUCACAAAGUAUUGCAUCACUGUAAUUUUCUUGAAACCAGCAUAGUGAUUUUCCUGCUACAACCAGCUCAAAACUUUAAACUGUUCAGUGGAGAAAAUUACACUUUUGUUUGAAUUGAUUGUUGAGACACUUUCAAAUCUUAUUAAUAACCUAUUGCAAGAACAACUGUGUGAACAUUUUUUUCAACUGGCGAUGAAUAAUUUAUCAUUUCACUAGAUAUUUUUGGCGUUAGCUGACACUUUUAUCCAUAUUUUUUUAUCACGAGUUUAACAGCAGAAGGCUUCAUAAUUACACACAGCCGACUGCAGAGAGUGCAAAGCACGGUGGAGCAGAAGAGGAAACAUAAUCAUUAGGUGACGUCUUUGCCCCUGAUAGAAAAUGGAAAGUGAGUCUGGAGUUUGGAGGUUAUUUCACCGCUGGGGAAUGACACUCACUCUUCAGCUGAGUUGACUGUGCUGUUACAGGCAAACACACUGGCCUGUUAUUUUAUGUGGAAAACAACUUUUAAUUCUGUAUUUUAUCUCAUCCCCAAGGUCUCAUAUUUGUCAGCUUGCCCUGUGACUUCCUGUUUUUUUUUUUUGUUUUUUUUACAGCAGCCACAGCCUGAGAUAACGCUCAUUUUUCUCACCGACAGCAGAUAAUUUCUGCAGAAACCAUCUCAUACUGACUAUUUUAGACUGCACACUGUGAAAUAUGUGUAUGGUGUUCAGAGAACAGUGUUGCAUAGAGAUGCUACGCUGUUUAUAUGUAUAUAUAUAUCAACUGUAACAUAAGAUAUUUUGCAGAUGAUAUUUGUGACAAAAGGACAGUUUAAGAGCUUUAGUGAUUCAAACUAAGAAUUGGGUGCAGUGAGCUGAAUUUGGCGUUUUUGCUGGUGUCAUUAUUGCAUGACGGUCGGGUGUCUGAUCAGCUUUUUUAAUGCAAAAUUCAGAUAUACAACAGAAGGAGUCAACAGCCUGCUGACUACACCUGCCUGGUGGGAGGGAAAUUAUCUCAUGAGGUGAACCAACCUCUCAAUGUUUAAUUCCAAACUCUAGUUCUGCCUAAAAAUAAUAAUCAUUGCUUAAAAUGCCACUAAUAUCUCGCACCAAAACGUACAAAUUCUCCAACAAUGUAAACUGACAUUUUAUUUUGUUGUAAAUAAGCUACAUGAUUUCAGUUUAAGAUAAUGAAUUCUCCCAAAAGAGUCUGUUUGUGCCCAACAUUGUACCAUCAGCAGCGCUUAAUAAACAGUUGUUUACA